AUGCGCGAUGGGAAGGUGCGGUUGAAUGAUUUCACGCUCGGGGAGUUGGCGCGAGGAUUGUGCCGAGCAUCGCGGGACGUGCCGGAGACGCUGACGACGCUGCGGGAGGCGGUGUCGCUGGGGGCGACGAUGAACUCGUACGCGCUCACGACGAUGUUCGCGGCUUGUAAGCGAGAGCAAUACGCAUAUCGCAGGGCGAAGGGGAAGUGGGCGCGCGAUGAGAAUAAGAAGAUGAUUGAGACGUUGCAGGAGGUGUGGAAUGCUGGUAGGGGAUAUCACAACGGGUACUCGCUCGCGAACGCGAUGCGAACGUUUCAAUUGUCCGAUCGCGAGGAUCUCGCUUUGGAGAUAUUCAAGGAAGGCGAGGUUAAAGUAUUGGACGCGCACGCUCUGCGUUGCGCGUUGCAAAGUUACGCCGCGGUGGAGGGAUUGAAGAGCGCGGACGAAAUGUAUCGUCGCGGCAAAAAGGAAGGCGUCGUCAUCGACGUCGGACACGUCAACACUUUGCUUUACGCAGCGAUGGAGUCGGGCGAUCACGUAUACGCGACGAAAAUAUUUGACGAUAUGGUUGCGGGCGCUGAACCAUCGCCAGACGUGCUGUCGUUGGUGUACGUGUUAUCAGCGUGCGCCAAGGCGAAGGAAGCCGACGUCGCGAUGGAGUACUUUGAGCGCGGGUUAAAGGCGGGAAUCGACUACGAUAUCUCCACCAUCGACGCCUUGUUAAAAUCGUGCGCAAAAUCUGGGCGUGCCGUUGACGCGCUGGAGGUGUUCAUGGACGCGACGGCUCAUGGUAUCAAAGUGAGAGAGUCUACAAUUACUCUUUUGCUCUCGGCGUACCAAGACAUCGCCGCCCAGCCCGGGCAACUGGAACAGGCGCUGACGAUCGUGGACAUGGGCUUGUUUUUGAACGUUGAGCCGACCGAUCGCAUGGUUAAGGCACUGCUCCGCUUGUGCGUUGCGGGUGACGAUCUCGAUCGGGGUCGCGAGGAACUUCGCAAGGCUUGCGAACGCGGUGUGCGUGUGACGUGCUCUGCAUUGAGCAUUCUAGCCGAGCCGUACGCGGCUCGCGGCGAUAUCGACGGUGCACUGGACGUUAUUCGAUCAGGUAAAGGCAUGGGGAUCGAACUGAAAUCUGGCGUGUUCAUACAAUGCGUCUCAGCCCGGAAAGCCCGCGGUGACGGCGACGGCGCGCUCGUCCUGUACAAAGCGUCCAGAGACGAGUUUGAUGUCGAGCCGAGCGCCCGAAUCAUAAACGAGCUUUUUGACGCUCUCGGACGUAAGGGGAUGUGGGAAGAAGCGCUUCGAAUCCUUUCCGACGACGUGCUCUCCGUGGAUGGCGUCGCGCGCGCCGGCUUUAGCGAAACGGCGGUAUCCCAUCUAGUUCGCGCCUUCAUCAACGCGGGUGAUCUCGAGCAAGGCGCCGCAGCGCUCGAGAUUGGUAAAAUGCUCACGAAUUCCGCGAACAAACUCGCCGAAGAGCGUCUGCGCGCCGCACAGAAGCGGAAGCUCAAGAGAUGA
Molecule: messenger RNA, 1518 nt
Organism: Ostreococcus lucimarinus CCE9901
Lineage: Eukaryota; Viridiplantae; Chlorophyta; Mamiellophyceae; Mamiellales; Bathycoccaceae
Exons: 1
Coding region: 1-1518 (505 amino acids)
Molecular function (GO): protein binding
Source: RefSeq, a predicted model, not a curated record